AUGUCUCAACAUCCCAAUUCGGAAGCCGAGAAACGGCCCCAAAAUACCGAUACUGAUUCCAUCGGCGAGUCUAUCUCCUCGGUUGAAACUCACGAUGAUCACGAUGCGCUGGGAAAGACGUUGACGGCUCGCGCCUCGCGAACCUCGCACAUGUCCUUGUCGGAACGAGUCACUACUAUCGCUACUAAUGCCACUGCCGACCCUAACUAUGAGGUUGACUGGGAGGGUGAAGAUGACCCUGAGAACCCCAAAAACUGGACUAUGAAAUAUAAAGCCAUGGGCAUCUUUUUCCUCGCAUGGAACACUCUCAUCGUCGUGUUGUAUUCAACCUCUUAUACAUCGGGUACUACCCUGAUUGCCGAGGAAUUCGGUCAAUCUGAGACCAUCGUUACUCUCGGAUUGACCUUCUAUCUCAUCGGUCUCGCCAUCGGAUCUAUGUUCAUGGCUCCGCUCAGCGAAGUUUAUGGACGUAAACCCGUCUGCGUGAUCUGUCUAUCCGUCUUCACGGUCCUGAUCAUUCCUUGUGCGCUCGCCAAAUCCGUAACGACAUUGAUCGUCGUUCGUUUCAUCGGUGCUUUCUUUGGCAGUGUCAUGAUAUCCACUGCUCCUGGUAUGGUCGCUGAUCUGGUAGAUGACGAGCACCGUGCACUGGCCAUCUCCAUCUGGAGUAUUGGCCCAUUGAAUGGACCAGUCAUUGGUCCCGUCAUUGGAGGAUUCGUGACUCAAUAUCUAGGCUGGCGCUGGAUGGACUGGAUCGCGCUCAUCCUGUCCGCCAUCGCCUUGGUCUUUGCCAUCCUCCUCAAGGAAACAUAUGCACCAACCCUUCUCCAAAAGAAAGCAGCCCGACUCCGCAAAGAGAGCGGCGAAUCUCGCUGGUGGUGUCGCUACGACCAAAAGGCAGGACUAUAUGAGAUCCUAAAGCUGAACCUCAGCCGUCCAUUCGUGAUGGCCGUCACCGAGCCAAUCUGCAUUUUCUGGGACAUCUACAUCGCAAUCAUCUACGGAAUCCUCUACCUCUGCUUCGUAGCUUACCCAAUUGUCUUCCAAGAAAUCCGCGGCUGGGACCUGGGUCUAUCAGGCCUCGCCUUCAUAGGAAUAGGAAUCGGCGUCGUGCUCACAAUCGCCUGCGAACCCCUAAUCCGCCGCCUAAUCAACAGCCACGCCGUCGACCCCGAAACCGGCAAACCACCACCAGAAGCCAUGGUCUCCUUCAUCUGCAUUUGCGCCGUCCUAAUUCCAAUCGGCGAGCUUUGGUUCGCCUGGACCUGCUCCCCAGCUUCGAUUCACUGGAUCGCACCCCUGCUCGCAGGUAUUCCCUUCGGCGCGGGAAACACCGGUGUCUUCAUCUAUGCGUCGAAUUACCUGACGGGUAGUUAUGGCAUGUAUGCCGCCUCUGCUUUGGCGGGUAACUCUGUUAUUCGCAGUAUCCUGGGCGGCGUACUCCCGCUGGCGGGCUCGUAUAUGUAUGCUAGUCUGGGUCCGAAUUGGUCUGGGACGCUGCUGGGUUUGUUGGAGGUUGUCAUUGUGCCGAUUCCGUUUGUGUUUUAUAAGUAUGGGCAUAAGAUUCGGGAGCGCAGUACGCUGAUUAUGCGUAUGCAGGAGGAUAAGAAGAAGCUUGAGGGGAAGAGGGCUAAGAGGUUGGCUCAGAUGGCUCCGCAAAAUGAUGAGGAGAAACAGGCUGGGGUUGCUUAG
Molecule: messenger RNA, 1692 nt
Organism: Penicillium antarcticum
Lineage: Eukaryota; Fungi; Ascomycota; Eurotiomycetes; Eurotiales; Aspergillaceae
Product: MFS transporter
Exons: 4
Coding region: 1-1692 (563 amino acids)
Biological process (GO): transmembrane transport
Molecular function (GO): transmembrane transporter activity
Source: RefSeq, a predicted model, not a curated record